AGCUCAUGCAAGCUGUAGCAGCUUUUCUUCAGCGACUAAGCUAAUAUGCAAUUGAGCUUCAUUAUUAGACCGAGUAUGCCGUGACGGAUGCACAGGUACUACUACAGCGCGUGUUCUAGGUAGGAGCAUCAUACUUGACGGGAGCGUCGGGUCCGAGGGUAUGCCGGUACCUCCCAGUUUACUUGUGAAUGGCUUGGUUCUUCGCAGUAUUGAAAAGCCAAAACAAAGCGACUUCAAAAUACUGGGGUGUCCUUGAGUUGAUCCCACUGAUCUCUGAACUAUCGCUAGUUAUAGGACAAAGAAGUUCAUCAUUGGCAGGUCUUGAAUGUCGCACAUCCAGGUUCAAUGUUUGUAGACGAACCCCUUCCACGGAUUCAUGUAAAUCAGCUUUGCUACAAGAGAGCGAACACGGUGCUGAUAUUCCACAUUCUCUUUCCUCGUGGCCGCCCUCGUUGGUUGGGUUGCUGUCAAAUCUGGCUCCUUUGUGCAACUCGACGGGAUUGGGGUCAGACUCAAAAGGCUGCCUGGAAAUAUUAUUCUGGAUCUCUUUCCGCUCGCAGAAAGGACUGUCUAUCGAGGACGCCACGGACAUCAAGUCCAACUGCCGGCCCGUAUCUGAAAACCGCUGCAGAAGGCACCAGGUUUUGGCCAGGGAAAUCGUCCUAUCACGCCCAUCCUCUCAAUCCGACCGGACAUUCAAACUGUAUCGCAUAGCCUACAACUCGCAGAGCAACCACGGAUAGGGCUUGAGGAUUGACGCCGAUCAACGCCUUCGAGGCAGCUGCUCAAGGGAAUACGAACGAAAAGAACCGAGAUGGUAUGAUGCCUGCUGGCACCCAGCCACGGGGUCCG
Aspergillus saccharolyticus JOP 1030-1 is the source of this 852-nucleotide messenger RNA. RefSeq lists its product as uncharacterized. The record is from RefSeq and is a predicted model, not a curated record. NCBI's taxonomy places the organism in Eukaryota, Fungi, Ascomycota, Eurotiomycetes, Eurotiales, Aspergillaceae. The transcript has 2 exons. Bases 189 to 743 code for a protein of 184 amino acids.